GGAGCUCCCCGGAGAAGUCGGCCUCCCUCUGCGGUUCCCGGGGUGGUCUCUGGUGGCGGGCGUCCUCCCUGGCCCGGCGUGGGGCCUUCGCGGCCAUGCUCCUUCCCGCCAGCCCUGGACUAGUGAGUUGCAGGUGACUGAAGUUUCAAGCUGCAGAAUGCAUAGCACCCUACAAGGUUGGCCAUGAUGAACACACUGCAGUUAAAGGAGGCUAAGGUCCUGGAUGUUCAGUUUGUGGGAGAUGAUGAUGUUCGCAAUCACAUUUUUGAUAGGGAAGGAGGAACUAAAUUAAAGAAGGAGAAAGCUCAGCUUUUAGUCAAUCCACAGAAAAUAAUAAAGAAGCCAGAACGUGAAUUGGAGAAGAGUGACCAGGAAGUCUUUAAGGAUCAGAACUAUGUGGAAGUUUUGGGAAGAAAUAUUCAAGAAUCCUUGAAAAAUGGCUCUUCUGUAGAUAGUGGGAAUAAAGUUUAUUCUUUUCAACAUAGAAAACACUCUGAAGAGAUGGCUAAAUUAGCUUUAGAACUAGCAAAAAAGCCAAGAAAAAUUGUUCCAGUUAACUCAAAGAAUGUUCCUGAAAUUAUGAAAAACGCUCAGAAAAGCAAAGGGCACUCCACUUCUGAGAAAGUUCAGCUGGAGAACAAUAACAAAACUGAAUUUCUGUCAACACCACCUCGUAGUCUAAGAAAAAGAAUAAUUGUGCCAACGUCUCAUUGCGACAGUGAAAGUGAAUAUUCUGCUUCCGACUGGCUUUGGUAUGAACCUAUGACAUACAAUCCUUACUCUGAAGAGACGUCCUAUGAGAACUCAAUUCUGGUUAAACAGUCUGGAUCUCUGCCACUUAGUUCUCUGAUUCAUGUCUUACGAAGCCUUACCCCUAAUGUAAGGACUUGCUUUUCAAGACUUUUACCAGCAAUGUCGGGAGGCAUUCCUCGUGAACAGUGA
This is a messenger RNA of Peromyscus californicus insignis, 942 nucleotides long. Its product is annotated as origin recognition complex subunit 2-like. Bases 184 to 942 code for a protein of 252 amino acids. Gene Ontology annotation, biological process: DNA replication. The record is from RefSeq and is a predicted model, not a curated record. Gene Ontology annotation, molecular function: DNA replication origin binding. The transcript has a single exon. Lineage: Eukaryota; Metazoa; Chordata; Mammalia; Rodentia; Cricetidae. Gene Ontology annotation, cellular component: nucleus; nuclear origin of replication recognition complex.